GCCGUCACCGGCACUCAUAUCGUGCCACCGCGUACAGUGCUCGUGCAUGUUCUCGAGGUCUUGUAUGAUACGAGUACUGGUACGUGUACCUCAAACCAAAAGAGCAGGGUGUAAGGAGCACAAGAAGGAUUAAAAAAGGAUCCUCGAGCUUGUCCCUGUGGCCCGAUGCUCAAGCAAGGGAGGGGAGGGGGCUUGCAAGAUCAAUAAAUCGUACAUGUGAACUCUGUCUCCACGAUACGUGAGUACCGUACCGAUACGGUAGAUCUAAACCAUCUUACUGAGCGUACAGCACUCGAGCACAACUUUGUUCGAGGGCUAAGUUAUCCUGCCGUACCCUAUUCAAUGCAAAAAAGUAACCAGGCACGCUCAGGUUAUUGUGCUCCUCAGCACUCCACCGUAUCUGUACCGGCGCCCGAGUACCGGUACGGUACGGUAGUACGAUACAGUACUCGAGUACUAGGUACACUCCUGCCAUCUUAUACCAACCGCCCGCUUACUCCUCUGCUCUGCGCGCCCCACCCGACUAUUGUCACCCGCCAACAAACAGCCGAGCAGACCUGCCCCGAAAAGCCGCUCGAGUGUAGAAUGCAAAGGGGGAGAAAAAAACGUACCCCCGUUUUAUGGUAUCGUAGGCAACUGGUGUAUCAUAGGAAAGACGACAGAAA
Molecule: messenger RNA, 665 nt
Organism: Tuber aestivum (summer truffle)
Lineage: Eukaryota; Fungi; Ascomycota; Pezizomycetes; Pezizales; Tuberaceae
Source: the annotation of a GenBank genome assembly